Molecule: messenger RNA, 1338 nt
Organism: Mesorhabditis belari
Lineage: Eukaryota; Metazoa; Nematoda; Chromadorea; Rhabditida; Rhabditidae
Source: the annotation of a GenBank genome assembly
AUGACCAAGCGAAAGUUCCUCUCGUGGAUCGCUUGUGUGUAUGAUCCGCUUGACUUGCCGAGUCCAGUUUUCUUCAAAUACCGAUUGAUGUUUCGCGAACUAUGCCACACAUCGUUGAAGUGGGAUGAGAAGCUCCCAGAUGCACUGGCUCUCAAGCCGCAAGAGCUUGAGACAAGAACGAGUAGCAUGAAAAUUCAAGUGCCACAAAAAGUUUUGCCUAAGAGUGACGAUGAUCUCGAGCUACAAGUUUUUGUCGAUGCUUCGAAGGUUGGAUUCGGGAUGAACGCCUACCUGAAGCCGCAAGAUGCAGAACAUACUCCUCAUUUGCUCUUUGCCAAGUCCAAGUUGGCUUCCGAAGGUUGCAGAACAGCACCCAAACUCGAGUUCACGGCCGCUAAUGCGGGAACAAAAAUGGCGGAUUUCAUUGAAGAGCACGUUAACAAACCGAUAAAGAAAGUCAUCAUUUGGUCCGAUAACCAGUCGGUAUUGCAUUGGAUCGCUGGUCAAAAAUGGGAGACAUUGGGGAAAUACGCAACCCAAAAGUUGCAAACGAUUCUGAAGUACCCAGCAGAAUUUCGCUACAUUCCGAUAGACUGGAACCCUGCGGAUGUCUCAUCGAGGGGAUGCAGACCCGAAGAACUGGCCGCAGACGUACAAUGGUGGCACGGGUCAAGUUUCUUAAAGCUGAAGAAAGGACAGUGGCCACAGUUUGAGCUCCCACCAUUCGAGAAUGCGCCAUGUGCGGAGAUGACGGAAACGGUAGCGGUGAGCAGGAGUGAGCCACCGUACGAGUCAAGAGUGGAUCCGGCGAGUGUGACCUCGUGGGUGGAAUUGACACAAAGACUCGGGAAAACGGUCAAAAAUGCGAGAGAUACAGUUGGAGAGGUGAUGCGAAAGGGUGAAAUCGAAGCGUUUCGGGAAGCACAAAAGAGAAAUCCACCCUCCAGCUGCACGUGCCGAUCGCUCGCUCUGUUCAAAGACGAGGCUUGUCUUUGGAGGGCAACGUCACGAACACUGAAUCGGGAGAUCAAUGGUGAAGCGGAGCAUCCACUUUUCAUGUCAGGCAACGACCCAGCUGCAAGGCUGUACGCUCAAAACAUUCAUGUGCGUUUGCAGUGCGCCGGAGGGGCUACAAUUUUGGCGGAGAUCCGAAAGGACGUCUGGAUUCCAAAGGGCGGAUCAGUGGUCAAAGGCGUGAUCAAGGGCUGUGAUGUGUGCAAACGAUUUGGUGUGACGCCAUUCAAGUUACCGAACUUGCCACAACUCCCUAAGGAAAGGUUGCGUGCGAUGACACCUUUCGAGAGCACGGGGUGCGACUUGGCGGGACCGUUUCGCACC